UUUGAUUGAUAGCAGUGCACGAAUCUGUUUGCUGAAUAACUAUUGUUAUUAUUAUUAUUAUUAUUAUAAUAUUAUAUUAUCUUCGUCGUAAUCGAAAAACGCCAUCACCAUGAACGGAAAAAUUGUCUUGUGUUUCGCGAUCGUCUUCAUUGGACAGACCAUGUCAGCCGCAACCGGUACUACACCUGAAGUCGAAGACAUUAAAAAAGUUGCUGAACAAAUGUCACAAACUUUUAUGUCUGUUGCCAAUCACUUAGUGGGAAUUACUCCUAACUCUGCCGAUGCCCAAAAAUCCAUUGAAAAAUUUAAAACUAUAAUGACUAAAGGAUUCACAGACAUUGAAACCGAAGCUAAUAAAAUGAAGGAUAUCGUUCGCAAAAACGUUAAACUUCAAGAUUUCUUUAGGCUUAACUUCAACUUGGAUUUCUUUUAA
This is a messenger RNA of Acyrthosiphon pisum (pea aphid), 433 nucleotides long. RefSeq lists its product as uncharacterized. The record is from RefSeq and is a predicted model, not a curated record. The transcript is spliced from 4 exons. NCBI's taxonomy places the organism in Eukaryota, Metazoa, Arthropoda, Insecta, Hemiptera, Aphididae. The coding region runs from base 110 to 433 and encodes 107 amino acids.